Molecule: messenger RNA, 2763 nt
Organism: Vitis riparia (riverbank grape)
Lineage: Eukaryota; Viridiplantae; Streptophyta; Magnoliopsida; Vitales; Vitaceae
Product: 5'-nucleotidase domain-containing protein 4
Exons: 17
Coding region: 321-2237 (638 amino acids)
Molecular function (GO): 5'-nucleotidase activity
Source: RefSeq, a predicted model, not a curated record
GAAAUCCAUGUAGAUGACUUAGAUGAGCAGCGGCACCACCGGCGAAAGUUAUCCAUGACGAGAGUCGUAGUCAGAUUCAGAUGUGAGGGAAACGCAACACACGUGGCGGCAGAACGUCUGAGCCUUAAAAAACUACCACCCACACCCACCACCACUCUCCACCUCCCAACCUUCAACAUUCCUCUUUCCCUAAACCCCAAUUUUUUGCUGGAAUCGGUGGGCACCAGGAAUAAGUUUCUAUUCCCGAAAUGGAUAAUCCAACCCGGAAUAGGAAUAAUCUCGGGCGCCAUUCCAUGCCCAAGAACGUAAUAAAGCAAUAGAUGUCUCCUCCAGCUGCUUCCACCACUUGUCAUCGCACAUUCACAACUACUGCUACUCCUCCUCUCCCAGAAUCCGAUUCGUUCUUUCACCCACCACCACUCCCCAUAUGUCUAUUUAAAUCCACCAUGCGAAUUCCCAAGAAACCCGUUUCCUUUUGCCUCUCUUUCUUUUCUUCUCAGCUUUCCCACCCUUUCUCCCCCCGGAUUACAUUUCUCACACCUUCUUCUCUCCUUUUUUCCCCAAAAGGAAAGGCUACCACUCCCGGAGCAGGUUCUAGUCAGCUUCACACCAAUUGCACAAUGGGAGGGAACCACAAGAGUGUGGAUGAUGUAACGUUGCAGUUUCAACAUACAGUUUGCAGUAAUGAUGGGCAAGGCCCCUUUAUUUGGUCUUCUCCGGAAGGGGGUUGUCAAAUUGAUAUAGGGAAAAAAAUCUUCUGCAACAGAUCUUUAAAUAUGAAGAAUAUUGUUGCUGUUGGGUUUGAUAUGGAUUACACUUUGGCUCAAUAUAUGCCUGAAACUUUUGAAUCCCUUGCUUAUGAAGGCACAAUCAGAAAGCUAGUGUACGAUUUGGGAUACCCUUGUGAGUUGCUGGAAUGGACCUUUGAUUGGAAGUACAUGGUCAGAGGCUUGGUUCUUGAUAAAAAGAGAGGCAACAUUUUGAAGAUGGAUAGACACAAAUAUGUUAAGGUAGCCUAUCAUGGAUUUAGAGAGAUGUCAAAGGAAGAUAAAGUUGGGACGUACGGAAAUACUUUGAUACGAGAUUCUUUUGAUGAGCCUGACUAUGCACUUAUUGACACCCUUUUUUCGCUAGCAGAAGCGUACUUGUUUGCCCAACUCGUUGACUUCAGGGAUAAGUAUCCUUCAAAAGUUCCAGAUGGUGCCGACUACUCUCGUAUGUAUAAGGAUGUUCGAGCUGCAGUUGACUUGUGCCAUCGUGAUGGGACUUUGAAGAAAAUGGUUGCAAAAGAUCCUAAAAAGUAUAUUAAUGAUGAUGCCUCAAUAGUGCCCAUGAUGAAGAUGCUUAGAGAUUCUGGCCGUUCAACAUUCUUAGUGACAAAUAGUUUAUGGGACUAUACAAAUAUCGUGAUGAAUUUCCUUUGUGGCCCCCGGAUGUUGGAUGGUAGCGCCCCUUCCAAUUUUGACUGGCUUCAGUACUUUGAUGUUGUCAUUACUGGCAGUGCAAAACCAAGUUUUUUCCAUGAUGACAAUCGCGCCAAUCUUUUUGAGGUUGAACCUGAGUCGGGAAUGCUACUUAACACUGAUAAUGGCACUCCUAUGCCACAGGUGGGAAACACUUCACCAAGAUUCCCAUUGAAGGGGCUGAAAAAGACAUGUAGAGUCUUCCAGGGAGGCAGUGUUGGUCAUUUGCACAAACUACUUUCAAUUGAGUCAAGUUCACAGGUUCUUUAUGUUGGGGAUCAUAUCUAUGGGGAUAUAUUGCGCAGCAAAAAAGUUCUGGGCUGGAGAACAAUGCUGGUUGUUCCGGAGCUCGAGAGAGAGGUUGAACUCCUCUGGGAAUUGAGGGAUACCAGAAAGCAACUUCGAUUGUUAAGGAAUGAGCGAGAUCUCAUUGAAGACAAAAUACAUCAUUUGAAGUGGUCUCUCAAGUUUGAUGGUGUCCAUCUUGAUGAGAAGCCAAUAUUAGCUACUGAACUAAGCAAAUUGGAGUCUCAGAGGGAGAAAGUUCGCCUCUGUCAUCAACAGGCUCAACGGGAAUGUCAUCAAAAGUUUCACAAGGUCUGGGGACAACUCAUGAAGACUGGCUAUCAGAACUCUCGCUUUGCACAUCAGGUGGAGAGAUUUGCGUGUCUCUACACUAGCCAAGUGACCAACCUCAGCCUCUACUCUCCAGACAAAUACUACAGACCCAGUGAGGAUUUCAUGCCCCAUGAAUUUGAUAUCCUCUCCAUCUGAAGCUCUUUUGCUCUGACAAUGGGAGGCCCUCGACAUCUUCAGGAAAGAGCCAUUCAUUUUUGGCUUUUGGAAGCAUGGACACAGCUUUUAGCAUUUUACCCAACAUCUUUUCCUUGUUUUCCCCUUUUUCUUAAUAGAAAUUAUUCCUAAUUUGCUCAAAAUGUAUAUUGUGAUGCAAUGGAAGCAUACUGCAUCACAUUGUACCAAGAUAUUGGGUGCUGCUUUUAAUUAAAUAUUGAGCUAAUUAGUUUUAGCAUUCAAGAAAAUCUCUCGUUUGUGCUCAGUGGUGUAGUCCUUCACAGGCCUAUUAUAAUUCUCUAUUUCUAUUGGGCGGUAGGCUAUAUACACCAGUGGGCCUCAAUCGAAGUUAGCCCCAGAAGUGACUAUUGUAAUUUUGUUUAGGACUCAAUGAGCUCAGCUAAGUCUCAUGGAGUUGCUGAGGGGAUCUUGGAGUUGGUGAAUAUUUAUGGUUUUGCGAUUAUAAAAAGGUAUGUGGUGAAAUAAAUGAGCUUGGAUUUAUGAUUUU